GGGGCGGCGAGGAAGCCUGAUGGAGGCCUGGGCGCGCGGUGCAGCCUGAAGGGGCACGCGGAGGACCUGCAGGGCUGGUGAGGGGCGGGGCGGGCGGCGCGGCGGGGGCGGGCCGAGCGCGGGGGCCCGAUGAGCGGACACAAUCCCUUGCGCGGGACCAUGCAGGUGGCCAUGACCGGUAAGGCCCGCAAAGAAGCGGUACAGACUGCAGCCAGGGAACUCCUCAAGUUCGUGAACCGGAGUCCCUCUCCUUUCCACGCUGUGGCUGAAUGCCGCAACCGCCUCCUCCAGGCUGGCUUCAGUGAACUCAAGGAGACUGAAAAAUGGGAUAUUAAGCCAGAAUGCAAGUACUUCAUGACCAGGAAUUCCUCCACCAUCAUAGCUUUUGCUGUAGGGGGCCAGUACGUUCCUGGCAAUGGCUUCACCCUCAUUGGGGCCCAUACGGAUAGCCCCUGCCUCCGGGUGAAACGUCGGUCUCGCCGCAGCCAGGUGGGUUUCCAGCAAGUCGGUGUGGAGACCUACGGUGGUGGCAUCUGGAGCACCUGGUUUGACCGUGACCUGACUCUGGCUGGACGCCUCAUUGUCAAGUGCCCUACCUCAGGUCAGCUGGAGCAGCGGCUGGUGCACGUGGAGCGGCCCGUUCUUCGCAUCCCGCACCUGGCCAUCCAUCUGCAGCGAAAUAUCAACGAGAACUUUGGGCCCAACACAGAGAUGCACCUAGUCCCCAUUCUUGCCACAGCAGUCCAGGAGGAGCUGGAGAAGGGGAGUCCAGAGCCAGGGCCUCUUAAUGCUACGGAUGAGCGGCACCACUCGGUCCUCAUGUCCCUGCUCUGUACCCAUCUGGAUCUGAGCCCCAAGGACAUAAUAGAGAUGGAGCUCUGCCUGGCAGACACCCAGCCCGCGGUCUUGGGUGGUGCCUAUGAUGAGUUCAUCUUUGCUCCUAGGCUGGACAAUCUGCACAGCUGCUUCUGUGCCCUGCAGGCCUUGAUAGAUUCCUGUGCAGGCCCUGGCUCCCUGGCCACGGAUCCUCACGUGCGCAUGAUCACACUCUAUGACAACGAAGAGGUGGGGUCUGAGAGCGCACAGGGAGCACAAUCACUGCUGACAGAGCUGGUGCUGCGGCGGAUCUCAGCCUCGUGCCAGCACCCGACGGCCUUUGAGGAAGCCAUACCCAAGUCCUUCAUGAUCAGCGCAGACAUGGCCCAUGCCGUGCACCCCAACUACCUGGACAAGCAUGAGGAGAACCAUCGGCCCUUAUUCCACAAGGGCCCCGUGAUCAAGGUGAACAGCAAGCAACGCUAUGCCUCAAAUGCAGUGUCAGAGGCCCUGAUCAGAGAGGUGGCCAACAAAGUCGACGUCCCCCUACAGGACCUCAUGGUCCGGAAUGACUCCCCCUGUGGAACCACCAUUGGACCCAUCUUGGCUUCUCGGCUGGGGCUGCGGGUGCUGGAUUUAGGCAGCCCCCAACUGGCCAUGCACUCUAUCCGGGAGAUGGCCUGCACCACAGGAGUCCUCCAGACCCUCACCCUCUUCAAGGGCUUCUUUGAGCUCUUCCCUUCUCUGAGCCGUAAUCUCUUAGUGGAUUGAGCCCUGUUGGAAAGACUUCUCUGCCAGCCCUUUGCACCUGAGAGGGGAGGUUCUCAGCUGAGAUGAAGCUGGAUUAUUAAAGUGGAUUUUUCACUCAGA
Cebus imitator (Panamanian white-faced capuchin) is the source of this 1686-nucleotide messenger RNA. RefSeq names its product aspartyl aminopeptidase (gene DNPEP). Gene Ontology annotation, molecular function: zinc ion binding; aminopeptidase activity. The transcript has 15 exons. The record is from RefSeq and is a predicted model, not a curated record. Lineage: Eukaryota; Metazoa; Chordata; Mammalia; Primates; Cebidae. Gene Ontology annotation, biological process: proteolysis. Bases 130 to 1587 code for a protein of 485 amino acids.